Molecule: messenger RNA, 2064 nt
Organism: Salarias fasciatus (jewelled blenny)
Lineage: Eukaryota; Metazoa; Chordata; Actinopteri; Blenniiformes; Blenniidae
Gene: pdp1
Product: pyruvate dehydrogenase phosphatase catalytic subunit 1
Exons: 8
Coding region: 1-1578 (525 amino acids)
Biological process (GO): protein dephosphorylation
Cellular component (GO): mitochondrion
Molecular function (GO): cation binding; [pyruvate dehydrogenase (acetyl-transferring)]-phosphatase activity
Source: RefSeq, a predicted model, not a curated record
AUGCCCGUGACUUCUCAGCUGCUCAGGGGUUUGCCCCGUGCCAAGGUCCUCGCCUCUGGUCUGCUGCCGUGCCCACAGCAUCAGCCCCAGUUCGCGGCCGCUGUUAGCCGACCGGCGGCGAGACCGCCAUGCCACAUGUGGCGGAGUGUCCAGCCGUCCAGGAGUUACCAGACGACCUCGGGACUCCACAGUUACAUCCUCACACCUCCGCAGGUCAACUCCAUCCUCAAAGCCAACGAGUACAGCUUCAAGGUGCCCGAGUUUGAUGGGAAGAAUGUGUCGUCGGUUAUGGGUUUUGAAAGUAAUCAGCUGCCAGCCAACGCUCCUAUAGAAGAUCGGCGCAGUGCAGCGACUUGCCUCCAGACGCGGGGAAUGCUGUUUGGUGUGUUUGACGGCCACGCUGGCUGCGCGUGUGCUCAGGCGCUGAGUGAGAGGCUGUUUUACUACAUAGCCGUGUCGCUCCUGCCCCACGACACGCUGUGCGAGCUGGAGGCCGCCGUGGAGAACGGCAGGGCCCUCAGUCCCAUCCUGCAGUGGCACAAACACCCGAAUGACUACUUCAGCAGGGAGGCGCAGACUCUUUACUUUAACAGCCUUCGGACGUACUGGCAGGAGUUAAUAGAUCUGACCAGCCCGGGUGAAGUUCCAGACACUCGUGAGGCCUUACUGAACGCCUUCAAGAGGCUGGACAACGACAUUUCUCUGGAGGCUCAGGUUGGAGACCCGAAUGCUUUCCUGCACUACUGGGUUCUGAGAGUGGCCUUUUCUGGAGCCACCGCCUGCGUGGCUCACGUUGAUGGAUCUGACCUCUUUAUAGCAAACGCAGGAGAUGCCCGGGCGGUGCUGGGAGUGCAGGAGGAGGACGGCUCGUUCAGCGCUCACACGCUCUCCAACGACCACUGUGCCCAGAACGACGACGAGGUGGCUCGGAUCCGGCGCGAACACCCUCCGUCAGAGAGGAAGACGGUCAUCCGCCAGGACCGCCUGCUCGGGCUGCUCAUGCCAUUCCGUGCAUUCGGGGACGUGAAGUUCAAGUGGAGCAUCGAGCUGCAGAAGCGCGUGUUGGAGUCCGGGCCCGAUCAGCUGCACGAAAACGAGCACACAAAGUUCAUCCCCCCCAACUACCACACGCCCCCCUACCUGACAGCCGAGCCCGAGAUCACGCACCACAAACUCCGACCGCAGGACCGCUUCAUGGUGAUCGGCUCCGACGGGCUCUGGGAGACCCUCCACAGGCAGGAGGUGGUGCGCAUCGUGGGGGAGUAUUUAACGGGAGUGCACCAGCGUCAGCCGCUCACUGUCGGAGGUUACAAGGUCACUUUGGGACAGAUGCAGGGACUGCUGGAGGAGAGGAAAGCCCGUGUGUCUUCGGCUUUCGAGGACCAGAACUCGGCGACCCACCUGAUGCGUCACGCAGUGGGGAACAACGAGUUCGGCACGGUGGACCACGAGAGACUCUCGAAGAUGCUGUCGCUGCCGGAGGAGCUGGCCCGCAUGUACCGGGACGACAUCACCAUCAUCAUCACUCAGUUCAACCCGCACGUGAUCGGGACGCAGAGGCCAGACGGCCAGUCCUGAGGCGUUCCGGGAGCCGCUCGCCACUUUCCCCACUGUACUGCAGAGUGCAGCCAAGCACAGUCUGGAAAAACAUUCAAUGUCAAAAAAAAACAAAAAAAAACUCUGUCCAACAGUGUGGCCACUACUAUUUUAGCAAUAUUUAUGUCAGUUUGUCUGUUUGUAUGCAGUGUUGCAGGAAUGUCUCUCUCUCUUAUAAGGAUUGAUCUGUACCUCUUGUAUAAGUUAUUUAUGUUGCCAGUGUGGUCUGGCGCUUCACUCACAGCUGAUAAGACACUGUUACAAAAUGACUGAGACUUCCGUGCCAAAACGUUCGACCUCUUCUUUGGAUGAAACGAUUGAAUCGAAGGACUUUCCAAAGAGGCUGAAAAUGUACACUCUCGAUAUCCGUUUUUUUUUUUCCAAAAGGGACUUUGAAGUACCAGUGUGAACAUUCUGUUCGCUUUUUUUUUUUUUUUUUAAAUACAGAAAUACAAAUGAUAAUGAAUC